AUGGAAGAAGAAAAGGAGAAAAGAUCCAAAAUUAUUUCUCUCUUUCUCCUCUCCCAGUUUCUUUAUCUUCUCUUUCUUCUCCUGUUUCUUCUACAAUUAAUUUUCUUCUCAUCCUCCUUCACCACUGUCUCAUUUUUUCUUUCUCUUUCUUGUCCUUAUCACUUCUCUCAUAAUCCCUUGUCACUCCUUUUCCUUCUCCAGGUUAUUCUCCUUUUCUCUCUCCUUAAAUUCUGCCACAGUUGUUUGCCCUCCAGUUUUCUAUCAUCCAUCUUUGUUUUAUUCCACCUCUCUCCCUAUCUAUUUCUCCUCCACACUUUCUUUGUCCCCUACUCCUCUUUCUCUCUGUCUUUAUUCUGUCCUACUCUCUCUCUUUGUCCCUUACUCCUCCUUCUCCUUCUUUUCCUCUUCUACUCUUUCUUCACCACCAACUCCUCCUUCUCCUCUCCUACUUUUCCUCCUCCACUCCUUUUUCAUCCAAUACACAUCUUUCUCCAUUCAUUCUUUUCUUCCUUCACUCUUUCUUCAUCCCCUACUCCUCCUUCUCCUCUCCUUCUUUUCCUUUUCCACUCUUCCUUCAUUCCUACACUUCUUUCUCCUCUCAUGCUUUUCCUCCUCCACUCUUUCUUCAUCCCUACUACUCCUUCUCCUCUCCUACUUUUCCUCCUCCAUUCUUUCUUCAUCCCCUACUCCUCCUUCUCCUCCCCUCCUUUUCCUCCUCCCACUUCACUUUUCCUUCAUUAUUCCAAACCUAUUACUACAUGCGUUUUUCCUAUCUUUUCUUUUUAA
Messenger RNA from Acanthosepion pharaonis, 786 nucleotides. Lineage: Eukaryota; Metazoa; Mollusca; Cephalopoda; Sepiida; Sepiidae. The record is from the annotation of a GenBank genome assembly.